Saccostrea echinata is the source of this 3022-nucleotide messenger RNA. Its product is annotated as zinc finger protein 271-like. The transcript is spliced from 7 exons. Lineage: Eukaryota; Metazoa; Mollusca; Bivalvia; Ostreida; Ostreidae. The record is from RefSeq and is a predicted model, not a curated record. The coding region runs from base 59 to 1684 and encodes 541 amino acids. Gene Ontology annotation, biological process: regulation of transcription by RNA polymerase II. Gene Ontology annotation, cellular component: nucleus. Gene Ontology annotation, molecular function: DNA-binding transcription activator activity, RNA polymerase II-specific; RNA polymerase II cis-regulatory region sequence-specific DNA binding.
UCAAAAUUUUUAAUUUUAGCAUCAUUUACAGCAACAUAACCAUUGCUUCUAUGUAGAAAUGGAAGGAAAAGAAGAUUCUAAGGCACCUGAGAGACUGGUUGAAUCCACAGAUAAAAAUCUAACCUCAGUUUUCACUGGUGAAAAAGCAGAAGAAUCCAAAGAAGUAGGGCUAAGUGAAUCUCCCAAAAGAAAGGUGAGCCCAGUGACAGUGGAGAAAUGUAACACUGUUGACCCAGUUUCCAUCCAUGACCAUGAUACAGAAGGAGUUAGUCUUCUGUUAGGUAUGAGAGAUAGCAUCAUAGCCAGUGAAGAAAAGGCAAGCCUUGAGAAAAACAGACUGAAGAGAGGGAGAGAUCCACUUACUGAGCACGAGUAUGUGUCCUUAACAAAACAAGUGAAGACUGUGUCUGACACAGAGGGGGCCUCCAGCAGUGCUGAGGACACCGACCAGGAAGACAAGUCAGCCAGUCAGGAAGUCAGUCCAGCCAAUCAGGAAGUAAACUGUGUCAUCGACCAUGUGGAGGAGUUAACCAAUGAGGAGGAGGAGGAGGAGGUGGCUGAGGUAGUGAGGACGGAGGAAGUGACCACCGUGGACGAGGACAGCCAUGAGCCCGUGUACAAGUGUGCAUUCUGUGAUCAGUUUCACACCAAGUCCGAGUUAAAGAAGCACAUUCAGAAACACGUAGGUGACAGGCCAUACCACUGUGACCACUGCUCCAAGACAUUCAGUGGGAGGGGACCUCUUCAGAGUCACCUCCGGAUUCACAACCGACCUUCCACGGUCAAAUGCUCAGUUUGUCACGAGGCCGUGAGGGACAAGACAGCCUUGUCUGCUCACAUGAAGAUCCACAUUACAAAUCCGGCCUACAAAUGCUGGUUUUGUAGUCAGACCUUUGUUAAGAAUGAACAUCUACAAAAUCACCUUAGGAUUCAUGCAGGUGAGAAACCUUACAAGUGUGAAGAAUGUGGAAAGUCCUUUAGUUAUUCCUCCAACUACAAGGUUCACAUUCGCCUCCACACGGGGGACCGCCCUUACAAAUGUGGGGUGUGUAAUGAAACUUUCCGACAACUUCACUCCCUAAAGGCACACCAAAGUAAACAUACAGGGCAAAAACCGUUUAGAUGUGGCAUUUGUGACAAGCAGUUCCUCCACAAACGAAGUCUUCAGUUUCACCUCCGUAUUCACUCGGCUGAUUGUGAAGUGGAGCGAAUGCAUGCUGAGGAUAUUCCUGGUCGAUGUGAUGCUUGUAAAACACUAUUUACAGCAAAAAUGGAUCUCCUUCGGCGGGUAAAGAUAACUUCAGGGGAUCGCCCCUAUGGCUGUCGUGAGUGUGGCGAGUGCUUCCUUGAGGCAGAUGACCUUAAAUCUCACUUCAGGAAACAUGCUAAAGAGAGCACACGAGGAUGUCUGAUUUGUGGGAAGGGGGACGAAGGAGCCCCACCUAAAAAUGCUUACAUGGACAUUCAUAAACACAUGAAGACUAUGAGACUUCAGCUUAGGGGAUUCAAACGAGAGGUUUCUCUCAUGAAGAAGGAGAUAGCUCUGUUGAAGAAAUCAGAAAUCGACUCAGACGAAAUCUGUGAAGAGGAAUGUGUGUCACCGGAAAUCAAAUUUGAGGAAGAGGAAGAACCAGAAGAAAAGUUAGACCACCAGAUGGUAUCUCAUGAAGAAGUGGUGCACUAAUUUAAGGUGGUGCACUGAUCUAUAAGUGGUGCCACAUGAGGGACAUCUAAUUUAAGGUGGUGCACUGAUCUAUAAGUGGUGUCACAUGAGGGACAUCUAAUUUAAGGUGGUGCACUGAUCUAUAAGUGGUGUCACAUGAGGGACAUCUAAUAUAAGGUGUUGCACUGAUCUAUAAGUGGUGCCACAUGAGGGACAUCUAAUUUAAGGUGGUGCACUGAUCUAUAAGUGGUGUCACAUGAGGGACAUCUAAUUUAAGGUGGUACACUGAUCUAUAUGUGGUGUCACAUGAGGGACAUUUAAUUUUAAAGUACAAGUAGUGUCCUGUGUGAAGAUGGUGCACUAACUUUCAUAUAAUAUUGUAAGUGAGUGAUGACAUUGAAAUGUAAUGCACUAACUUAAUGGUGACAUUUAAAUGUGGUGCACUGAAUUUUAAGUGAUGCCACAUGUGAAGAUGAUGCACCACCUUAAGUGGUUCCACAUUUGAAUGUGGUGCCCUUUAUUAAGUUAGCUAUUUGUAUAUAUAUUGCUAGUUAUAAUUGAUUGACCUUUGCAUUGCUUGUUUUAAGACAUGCAAAAGAUAUUUACUCCUUGUGAACAAAUUGAAUAGAAUAGAAAGGUUACAGGUUAACAUAUUUAAUAAAGCACUUUCUGUUGUAAUGCAUCAUAAAUAUGCUACUAUCCUUUUUAAAUUAAUACUAAAUUAAUACUGCUUUUGUCAUUUCUGGUACAUUUAAAGAAGACCCUCAGAAGGGGUGUUCAUAUAUUUAUAUUUAUACACAGGUAUGUAUCUCCAGUUGCAGAGUACAAUAUACUUGUAUGAUGUUCUUAUAUUUGAACAUGAGAUUCAUUUGAUGUUAUUAACUAAUAUCUUCAUAUUCAAUGUAGUUUUAAAGAAGAAAAGAAAAACAAACCUUAUAAUUUUUAAAAGUGUCAAAAUUUUAAGAAAAUCAUCAUUAUGAAUGAACCAAACCAGAAAAAAUAUACAUGUCCUAAAUGUUUUUUUUAAAUAUUCUUUAUGAGACAGUAUAUGAUUUUUAUCUAAAGAAAUUUCACUAUAGAGUAUACUAAUCAUGUAUGAUCGCUAAGGAUGAAUUUAUGAAAGGUUUUAAACGAAAUUAAAUUCAAAUACAUGUAGUUGAAAUAUUUGUAUGUACCUGGUACUGGAAAUAUUUGUAUGUACCUGGUACUGGAAAUAUUUUGCUCAUUUUCCUUUGUUGAUUUGCAGUUGCAUGACAGAAUUAUUUACCAGGUAUUGUAUAUCUAAACCACUGAGUUGUUCUUGACAUUGUUGAUGGAAUAUUAACUUUGAUGCUACUGAAAUAAAUUCUGUGACUUUAA